This is a messenger RNA of Dreissena polymorpha, 1405 nucleotides long. RefSeq names its product putative nuclease HARBI1. The record is from RefSeq and is a predicted model, not a curated record. The transcript is spliced from 5 exons. Bases 103 to 1089 code for a protein of 328 amino acids. NCBI's taxonomy places the organism in Eukaryota, Metazoa, Mollusca, Bivalvia, Myida, Dreissenidae.
GUACACCUCCCUUAAGUCCAAAGAAAUCACCUUAAAAAUGGCGCCGUAGCAGACGAAUUUCCGUUGUUUUCGCCUUUUUUUGAGCAAACUCCAUCCCAAAGAAUGGCAAGACGUUUCAUUAAUAGAGUUGAUUUACUCGACAGUCUUCAAAACUCUGAGUUGAUUGAACGCUAUCGUUUGGAUAGGCAAGGGAUUUUAUUUUUAAAUGACAAACUGACUCCUUUUAUUGGACCAACAAGCUUCAGGAACAAUAGUUUAAAUAGUAUUGAAAAGAUUUUGAUUGCUUUAAGAUAUUUUGCUACAUCUAGCAUUCAACUUAAUGAUGGAGAUAUCCAUGAGGUUUCGCAGCCUACAGUUUCAAGGGUCAUAUCCCAAGUUACUCAAGCUUUGACUGAGCCUGAAAUUGUACGACAAUUCAUCAGUGUUCCAACUGCUCCCGGAGAAAUCCGACAAAUAAAGGAAGACUUUUUCAAUAUUGCAAGGUUUCCAAAUGUAAUUGGCGUUAUCGAUGGGACGCAUGUCCAGAUUCAAGCCCCAGUUGUUGAUGAACCGGCGUAUGUGAAUCGGAUGGGUUACCAUUCCAUAAACACACAGAUCAUGUUUGAUGCCAAUUGUCUGAUUAGAGACAUUGUACCGCUGUGGCCUGGGGCUGUCCAUGAUGCCAGAAUCUUAAGGCAAAGUGGCCUAUUUCAAAUCAUGGAGCAGAAUGUUGUCGAUGACCAACAUCAAUAUCUACUUGGGGAUUCGGGAUAUCCGUGCAAGAGAUGGCUCCUCACUCCAUUUAUGAAUCCAGCUGAUGAGCACCAGCUGAUUUACAACCGGGCACACAAACGUACGAGAUCUGUGGUUGAGCGCUCCAUAGGGAUUUUGAAAAGGAGAUGGGCGAUUCUGCACAAUGAAAUUAGAUUGCAUCCAUUAAAGUCAUGCAAGGUGAUUUUGUCAUGUGCUGUAUUGCACAACAUAUGCAACAUGCGAAAUCUGCCAAUGGAUCCUUUGGACAUAGAUGCCUUACCAGAUCAUCCUGAAAAUUACCAUGGAAAUGAAGAUGGCCUUCGUUACAGGAAUGUAGUAGCAAAUACAUUUUUUUAGAUCAUAGGUGUCGUGAUCUGAGAAAACUAGGCAUAAUGCAUGUGCGUAAAGUGUCAUCCCAGAUUAGCCCAGAUAUUGCAGUCCACACAGAAUAAUCAGGGACUACACUUUACGCCUAAAUUGGAUUUUUGCUAAGAAGAGAUUUCAUUUAAACGAAAAAUGUAAAAGCGAGUGUGUGGACUGCACAGGCUUAUCUGGGACGUCACUUGACCCACAUGCAUUAUGCCCAGUUUUCUCAGAACGCAACUCAUAUUCACAUUGAAUAAGUCAUGUUUUCAGACCUGUUAAUUCAAAUGACUUGCAUUUUUAAUUGAAA